CUUGACCAAGUACAAUACAUCAUCGAGACCGUCGUUGAUCAGCUCGCAGAUAAUCCUGACCGUAAAUUCAUCCAAGUCGAACAGGGGUUUUUCUUCUUAUGGUGGCAGCAGCAGGGUGAGACAAUGAGAAAUAGAGUCAGGAAGCUUGUCGCUUCUGGUCAACUUGAGUUCAUCAACGGCGGGUGGGUGAUGCACGAUGAGGCGGUGUGCCAUUACACGGACAUGGUGCACCAGAUGUCCAUGGGCCAUCGCUUCAUCCAGGAGCACUUCAACAUCACUCCACGCGUCGCAUGGCAGAUUGACCCCUUCGGCCACUCCGCCACCCAGGCUAGCCUCAUCACCUCGCAGGGUGGCUUGGACGCCUUUAUCUUUGGCCGAGCGGACUAUAAAGACAUGGAGAAGCGCAAAGCAGAGCAGAAGAUGGAGUUCGUGUGGCGGGCGGGCACAGGUGCUCCCAGGGAUACGCAGGUGUUCACUGGGAUUCUGUACGAUGGAUACUACUCGCCGCAGGAGUUCCGCUACCAGCAGACAGACAGCCCAGAGUACCGAUUCAGGGACUGGCCGAACGAGAGAAAUCCCAACGUGGAGCAAUUUGUGAAUUUUUUUGUUCAGGAGACAUUGAACAGGGCGCGGGCGUUCCGCACAAACCACCUGCUGUUCCCCAUGGGCGAGGACUUCUCGUUCAACGAGGCCAUCAUGUGGUUCAAGAACAUGGACAAGCUCAUUCAUUACGUCAACCUGGAUGGCCGGGUCAACGCCCUCUACUCCACGCCGUCCCUCUAUGUGGACGCCGUUCAAAAGGAGAACAAGACGUGGCCUCUCAAGACCGGUGACAUGUUCCCCUAUGCCGACGCCCCAAACUUCGUCUGGACGGGGUAUUUCGCCAGCCGGGCAAACUUCAAGCGUUUUGCUCGCGCCUGCAGCUCCCUGCUGCUGGCGACCACAAUUCUCGAGGCUGCGGUGGGCAAGACCGCUCUGAGGGACUGGGGGCUGAAGACCCACAGGAUGAUCGCUACAGACGAGUUUCUGUUUGACAAUCACCUGGGAAAGAACCUGAAACCCACCAGCGGGACAGAAGGGGCCGAACGUGGUGGAGCCGUGGGAGAGGGUGGGGGAGGAGGGAGUGGAGAAGGGGGAGUGGGAGGGAAUGUUGAGAGUGGUGAGUGGGAGGAGUGGGAGAGGGUGGGUGCGGGUGCGAGGAGGAGGAGGGUGGCGUCAACGUUCCCUUUGGAGGAGGCAGUGGCGGUGGCACAGCACCACGAUGCCAUCACAGGCACGGCCCAGCAGCACGUGAAUGACGACUACACAAUCCGCCUGCACCGAGCCACACAGGAGGUGAGGAAAGCGGGGGAGGGUGGGGGUGGAAGCGGUGGGAAGAGUGGUAUGGGGGGGUUGGGUGGGGUAGAGCAGCAAGUGAAUGUUGCCCUCAUGGCCUCCACUGUAGUGGCAGCUGCUCUUGUUCACCUCAUCACCCAAGCAGCCCCCACCACUCUCCCGCCGCGCUCCUCUUCCCCAACGUCCAGCUCAACUCCCCAAGACCCAUCUCGAGCCUUCUUCACACCCACUGCUGACCCAACAAUGGGGCCCUCAGACUUCCCUCCCUUCAAUGACCCCACACUUGAUCCUGCUGCUCAGUUACAAGCCCAGCCAUGGGAUCCUGUGUCCUCGCCAUCAGUCCUGGUGACAGACUCGUCCAACUCCCCCAUCCCAGCCCAAAUCGUCACCGAAACCCUCGUAGACCCCAACACACGCGCCUUCUAUGUUGCAGCAUACACUGGUCAGUUGCCCCAGGAGCCCCAGCAGUCUCAGCAGCAGCCCCAGCAGCCAGGGCAGCAGGAGGGGCAAAUGGACGGGGCCCAGCAGCAGCAGGAGGGGCGGCAAAUGUCGGUUGUGUUCCGUGCCGAGGUGCCUCCUCUUGGAUACACUACUUUCUUCCUCACUGCCGUGCCACCAGGCACACAAGGAGCAGCCGUCAUCAGCACUACAGAGUCUGCAGAAGUCCCUGCCCUCAAAGACCCAACCGGAACCCCCAACAGCGCAAACACAGCAAAUUCUCCAGCUCAAAACAUCGUUCUAGGGGGCUUUAAAGCCGACUCAUCUUCUGCUGGUGGUGCUGGUGGUGCUGCUGGCAAGGGUACUGGUGCAGGCAAGGAAGGAGAGAGUGCACUGCGAGUGACGUUCACCAAGGCAGCGUAUGGCAUGACGCAGAUGGAGCUUGUCCGACAGACAGAUGGUGAACAAGUGACUGUGGAUGUGGCGCAGCCUGUCAGGUCGGACGUCCUGGAGUAUGUCACACAAAAGGGUGGAGCCUACAUAUUUGACCCCACUGCUGAAGCAACCAACCCAACUCAGAGAGACGACCGGGUGUCCAUCCGCGUUCAACGUGGACCAAUCGUGGAAGAGUUCUCUCGACAAGUUGCCCCAUGGAUUUCAGAGACCUUCCGGGUGUACCCAGGUUGUGACUAUGCCGAACUGCACUAUGUGAUCGGGCCAACCCCCGAAGACAGCAAGGGUCACGAGGUUGUGACUCGCUUUUCAGCCCCCAUCAACAGCAACAAGACCUUUUUCACUGACUCUAAUGGCAGGCGGUACCUCAAACGGAUCGUGGACCAUCGCGCUGAUUGGGAGCUUACAGUCACCGAUCCCAUCGCAGGCAAUUUCUAUCCGGUGACGGUGGGCGCGUUCAUCGGGGAUGGCGAGUCACAGCUGUCACUGCUGGUGGACCGAGCAGCCGGUGCUGCCAGCCUGGGAGCCGGACAGCUCGAAGUCAUGCUGCACCGGGCACUGGUGACAGUGGACAUGAAGGGAGUGGGGGAGAUUCUCAACGAGCAAAUCGCAUUCAAUGGCAACAAUGAACGCCUCAUGGUCAUAGGCUCCAUCCGCUUUGGCUUGCACCCAGGGGGCAGCACAGGGGUGGCAGAAGAGGAGCACGAUGAGGAGCAACCUACAGCAACCACUUCUGCCGUUGCCCCUGCUGAUGCUGACGCGGCCACUGCAACCCCCCAUGGAAGGCGAGGGGCUGAGACGGACGGAGGAGGGGGCAAAGAGGAGGCGAAUCAGGGUUUCUCAGAGAUGGGCCGGCCUCGGGAAAGGCGUGGCGGGGAGAGGCAGGAGGGAGAGGGUGGGGGGAAGGGGCAGGGGGCGGAGUGGAGGAGGGUGCACGCCCAGCGCCUUAUUGCUCCUCUGCAGCUGGCAUUUGCUGUGGAGACAAAGGAGGCCAUAAGAGCAGCGGAGGCAUCCCACAGGUGGCGUUACUCCAUCUCGCAGGGAGAACGUGCCAUCAAUUCUCGCACACCCAAGUCUGCUUACUCCCUGCCACCCAACGUUGCUGUCAUCUCCUUCCAGCCGCAAGAGGGUAGCGGAAUCGAAACCCCCUGUAGCGCGGAUGGCGAUACCCGAGAAAGCGAUGCAGUCACGACUGCUACAGCAGAACCAACAGGGCGAGGGGAAGCUUGUAGGGCCGUACCAGCAGCAGUAGGAGUAGGAGGGGCGGGAUCGGUGACGGUGGAUUACUCGCUGCUGAUGAAGCGAAUGGUGACGACGGGGUUCCAAGCCACGUGUCUGGGACAAGCGAUUAAUGAAGUCAACCGAAUGCUCUCAUGGCGGUUGAGCGAUGAUCCGCCCAAGCCAGACGACACGGAGGAAGAGAGGGACCCGGCUUUCAGGUCGUCGGUGCGGUGCAAGAUCUUUCUGGGAUUCACCUCCAACCUCAUGAGCUCGGGGCUCCGAGAAACGUUCUGCUUCCUGGCAAAGCACAAACUGGUGGAUGUGAUAGUGACAACAGCGGGGGGCAUAGAAGAGGACGUGAUAAAGUGCCUGGCGCCCACGCUCCUGGGUGACUUCUCCCUGGCGGGGAAGGACCUGCGGGCCAAGGGGCUGAACCGCAUCGGCAACCUGCUCGUGCCGAACAACAACUACUGCCUCUUUGAGGACUGGGUGCUGCCCGUGCUGGAUGCUUGUCUUGAGGAGCAGAAAACGCAGAACGGCAUCCCGGUGUUGUGUCCAGCCAUCACGGACGGGUCCCUGGGUGACAUGAUCUACUUCCACUCCUGGCGAAUGAACAGUGUUUCCCCCCACCCCAACAACAAUUCCACCCCUGCGGCUCCCCUCCUCCUCCUCCUCCUCUCUUCCCCCUCUUCCCCACCUCCCCUCUUCCCCCCAGACAUCCGGCGGAUGAACGGUGAGGCAGUGAACGCCACCCCGCGGCAAACGGGCGUGAUCAUUCUGGGAGGGGGGCUGCCGAAGCACCACAUCUGCAACGCCAACAUGAUGCGCAACGGGGCUGACUACGCGGUCUACAUCAACACAGCGAGCGAGUUCGAUGGCAGCGACUCGGGGGCCAGGCCUGACGAGGCUAAUUCCCAUGUGAUUUCACCCAUCCCCUCUGCCCUUUCACCCAUCUCCUCCAUCCUCCAUUUUCCCCUUGGCCACCUGCAGGUGUAUUGCGAUGCCACCAUUGCCUUCCCCCUGCUUGUAGCCGAGACGUUUGCCCCCCACUUACAGGAGCGAGUGCAGCAGCAGGAGCAAGCAAAGCAGGAGGUGCAAGCAAAGGAGUAG
This is a messenger RNA of Closterium sp. Naga37s-1, 4557 nucleotides long. The record is from the annotation of a GenBank genome assembly. Lineage: Eukaryota; Viridiplantae; Streptophyta; Zygnematophyceae; Desmidiales; Closteriaceae.